Molecule: messenger RNA, 983 nt
Organism: Sebastes umbrosus (honeycomb rockfish)
Lineage: Eukaryota; Metazoa; Chordata; Actinopteri; Perciformes; Sebastidae
Product: outer dense fiber protein 3-like
Exons: 7
Coding region: 142-909 (255 amino acids)
Cellular component (GO): cytoskeleton
Source: RefSeq, a predicted model, not a curated record
UGAUAAACUGACAUAUUUAGAGACUGCAGAGCAGGAUCAGGAUUAAUAAGGUAAAAAUGUAAUAUCUAUUCAUUUUAAAUCAGUAACUGAACUGAAUUGAAAGCAAGUCACUGAUUUCACAAGUUUGGAUGCACUUGGGAAAUGUCAACCACUGACAAUUGGGUUGGGACCUGGAGGCCGCACCUGCCGAGAGGACCCAUAGCUGCCCUGUACGGUAGUCCGGGGCCCAAAUAUGCACUGCCUACACUCACAGGUAGUAUUCAACAUGACCUUACCAAACACAAAGCGCCAAUGUACAGCUUGGGGGCACGUCGUAGCCGCAAGAUUGAGGGCUCCCCAGGACCAGGCCUCAUUCCCUCCAACAUCACCAGAGUGGGCCGAGACGGCGCUCCUGCAUUUUCAUUCUGCAGCCGUCUAAAGGAGCCCAAAUUGUUCCAGGCCCCUGGACCAGGCAAAUACUCACCAGAGAAUUCAGGAAAGUUGAUCUUCCACACUGCUCCUGCUUAUACUCUGUCCGGGAGGACGAAAGAUAUCAGCACUUUCCAAACACCAGGUCCAGCCCAGUACACUCUGCCACCAGUGCUGGGGCUACACACUGUGGUGACACCCUCAGCUCUCGCCUACUCAAUAGGUGGCCGCAACAAAAGCUUCCUUGAGAACCUGAAGAAGACUCCUGGUCCUGCUGCCUACGAAGGCGUGAACCCUUGUAUUUACAGGCAAAAGGCUCCACAGUUUAGCAUGUCAGGACGCAAUUUCCCACCUUCUGAAACCACAAUGAAACCAGGACCUGGUGCACACUGUCCCGAGGGGGUGACCUCCACAAAAGCCCAAGCUCCAAGCUACUCCUUUGGAAUGCGUCACUCAAAGUACAUUGUAGAGUUAAUUGUGCCUGAAGAAACUCACGUGUGAUCUCUUGUUUGUAAAGCACAAAAAGCACAAUAAAGCAUAAACAAGAUGCUUUUUACUAAAGUAUUUUAGACACA